AUGACGAACUUAUCUUACGUGCCUUUGGAACAACCAAUUGUUUUCACUUUACAAGGUUUUGUUGUAGCCACGGACGAGGGCUACCCCCUCUUUGUGGUUUCGCUGCUUGUGUACAUGGUGAUGAUCAUUGGAAACGGAACCGUGUUCAUGGUGAUCGUGGCCGAUAAAAAACUCCACAAACCCAUGUAUGUCAUGGUCUGCAACUUAGCAGUCUGCGAUCUACUCGGGGGCACAGCCGUCAUGACCAGACUGAUGUCUGACUUCUUGACAGGGGAUAAAACCAUCUCGUAUGUUGCUGCUUAUUCCCAAGCCUUCACCGUGCACACGUACGGCUCGGCAGCUCCCACCAUUCUCUCGGCCAUGGCGUACGAUAGAUACAUCGCUAUCUGCGAGCCACUGCGUUACCACACCAUCAUGACCGCAUGGAGGCUGGCCGGGCUGUGCAUUCUCGCUUGGUUCAUCGCAAUAGGCCUGGUGGCAGUGCUGUUCAUGCUGAACAUCGGGACCCCGCUGUGCGGCACCUUAAUCCUGCACGUUUACUGCAGCAACCGGUCGAUACUGAGCCUGGCCUGUGUGCCCACCCCUAUCAACAACAUCUACGGGUUGUGUAUGACCUGGUUCCUGAGCACUGGAUCGUUCUUAGUCAUCGCCUUCUCCUACAUCAAAAUCCUCAUCGCGUGCUUAGUGAAGCGGGAAAAGAACAGCAAAAGCAAGGCAAUACAGACGUGCGCCACCCACCUGGCGGUCUACGUCCUUUUCGAGUUCGCCACCGUGCUCAUAAUCGUGACCCAGAGGUUCGAGGAGGUGAGUCCCAACGCCAAGAAGUUCUGUGCCAUACUGUUCGUCAUCAUCCCUCCGGCCGUCAACCCGAUCAUUUACGGAAUCGUCACGAAAGAAAUUCGCACCAGCGUCUUCAGGCUUUUCAAAUCCCCAGUCUUGCCAAAAGAGUCAAAGAAGUGA
Molecule: messenger RNA, 960 nt
Organism: Megalops cyprinoides (Indo-Pacific tarpon)
Lineage: Eukaryota; Metazoa; Chordata; Actinopteri; Elopiformes; Megalopidae
Product: olfactory receptor 52K2-like
Exons: 1
Coding region: 1-960 (319 amino acids)
Biological process (GO): G protein-coupled receptor signaling pathway
Cellular component (GO): membrane
Molecular function (GO): G protein-coupled receptor activity; olfactory receptor activity
Source: RefSeq, a predicted model, not a curated record